CCUCCUACUGAAGCCAUGGUCUUCUCCGCAGGGCUGACUGCGUCCCAGACUGGGGCAACCAACACGACGUACGUAGUCUAUGAAAACACGCCCGUGAACAUGACGGCCCCGCCACCAGUCCAGCAUCCUGGCAUUGGGCCGCUGCUUAGGUACAGUUUUGACACCCUGGCUCCCACGGGGACGAGUUCCUUGACCGUGAAUAGCACAGCUCUACCCCCAACACCAGCAGCGUAUCAGACUGGCCUACACCUGCCUCUGCAAAUCAUCCUUUCUGCUAUCAUGAUAUUUAUUCUGUUUGUGUCUUUUCUCGGGAACCUGGUGGUGUGCCUCAUGGUUUACCAAAAGGCCGCCAUGCGGUCUGCCAUUAACAUCCUCCUGGCCAGCCUGGCGUUCGCAGACAUGUUGCUUGCAGUGCUGAACAUGCCCUUUGCCUUGGUAACUAUUCUCACCACCAGAUGGAUUUUUGGGAAAUUCUUCUGUAGGGUGUCUGCCAUGUUCUUCUGGCUGUUUGCGAUCGAGGGGGUCGCCAUCCUGCUCAUCAUUAGCAUCGAUAGGUUCCUCAUUAUAGUCCAGCGGCAGGACAAGCUAAACCCCUACAGGGCUAAGGUUCUGAUCGCAGUUUCUUGGGCUGCUUCCUUUUGUAUAGCUUUCCCUUUGGCUGUAGGCAGCCCUGACCUGCAGGUACCUUCCCGAGCCCCCCAGUGCGUGUUUGGGUACACAACCAGCCCAGGUUACCAGGCUUACGUGAUUCUGAUUUCUCUUAUUUCUUUCUUCAUACCCUUCCUGGCGAUACUGUAUUCGUUUAUGGGUAUACUCAACACGCUUCGGCACAAUGCCUUGAGGAUCCACAGCUACCCUGAGGGUAUAUGCCUCAGCCAGGCCAGCAAACUGGGUCUCAUGAGCCUGCAGAGACCCUUCCAGAUGAGCAUCGACAUGGGCUUUAAAACACGUGCCUUCACCACCAUCUUGAUCCUCUUUGCUGUCUUCAUCGUCUGCUGGGCCCCGUUCACCACGUACAGCCUUGUGGCCACGUUCAAUAAGCACUUUUACUAUCAGCACAGCUUUUUUGAGAUUAGCACCUGGCUGCUUUGGCUCUGCUACCUCAAGUCUGCAUUGAACCCCCUGAUUUACUACUGGAGGAUUAAGAAGUUCCACGAGGCCUGCCUGGACAUGAUGCCCAAGUCCUUCAAGUUUUUGCCGCAGCUCCCUCGUCACACAAAGCGACGGAUACGCCCCAGUGCUGUCUACGUGUGUGGGGAACAUCGGACGGUGGUGUGA
Messenger RNA from Eptesicus fuscus (big brown bat), 1278 nucleotides. It is a transcript of the gene GPR63, whose product is annotated as G protein-coupled receptor 63. The record is from RefSeq and is a predicted model, not a curated record. NCBI's taxonomy places the organism in Eukaryota, Metazoa, Chordata, Mammalia, Chiroptera, Vespertilionidae. Gene Ontology annotation, biological process: G protein-coupled receptor signaling pathway. Gene Ontology annotation, molecular function: G protein-coupled receptor activity. The coding region runs from base 16 to 1278 and encodes 420 amino acids. Gene Ontology annotation, cellular component: membrane. The transcript has a single exon.